GCGAUAUGGCGGCAUUCAGAGUGGGUCUGUUGACCCGAGCUCUUUCUAAAGGAAAAACACGAGUAAUCUCUAAUAUUAUGCUUGGAGCAAGAGCAGCCUCUGGUGUUUCUCAAGGCAUGCUGCCCGGCCCGUACCCCAAAACCCCUGAGGAAAGAGCUGCAGCAGCCAAGAAAUACAACAUGACGCUGGAAGAUUACCAGCCGUAUCCUGAUGAUGGCUCUGGGUAUGGUGACUACCCCAUGCUACCGAACAGAUCACAGCAUGAAAGAGACCCGUGGUAUCAGUGGGACCAUCCUGAUCUGAGGAGAAACUGGGGAGAACCCAUGCACUGGAACUUUGACAUGUUCAUCAGGAACAGGGUGGACACGUCUCCGAGCCCUGUGGACUGGAGGACCAUGUGUAAACACCUGCUGGGGUUCGUAGGCUUCAUGAUGUUGAUGUUCGGUCUAGGCGAGGUGUUUCAUGCCUACCAACCCGUGGCACCUAAACAAUAUCCCUUCAACAACCUGUAUUUGGAGAGAGGAGGAGACCAGAAAGAACCAGAACCUGUUAAACAUUAUAAAAUCUAAUGAUAUAAACCUCUCUGCUCUAUAACUAAUGUAUAUCUGUGUCUAAUAAAGUUCAACUUAAAUGUU
Messenger RNA from Xyrauchen texanus (razorback sucker), 635 nucleotides. It is a transcript of the gene ndufb8, whose product is annotated as NADH:ubiquinone oxidoreductase subunit B8. Gene Ontology annotation, cellular component: mitochondrion. Gene Ontology annotation, biological process: mitochondrial electron transport, NADH to ubiquinone. NCBI's taxonomy places the organism in Eukaryota, Metazoa, Chordata, Actinopteri, Cypriniformes, Catostomidae. The record is from RefSeq and is a predicted model, not a curated record.